GUGGAAGGGGUUCCGGGAUGGCUUCCCAGGUGGGGAGAGGUGCCGGAAAGUUAAAGGGAGCCGCGCGUGGCGGUUGGUGACCGGCCACGGGGAGGAGGCGAGCGGGCUGCUCUCGCGCGCGGACGGAUGCGUCUGCCCGCCAAGCGCGCGGACCCGAGUCCCGGCCCCAGCUCCUGCCGUCGCCGCCGCUGCCCCUGCCACCCCCGCGCGGAUGCUGCGGCGGGCUGGCGCAUCUGGACCUCGGGGCUUAUGAGCUGUACCAGGGUUCUAGCCUAUUCGUCUAACCCCAUGAUGGCAGUGGACAUAGCGUGCAGAUACAGCUGCAUGGCCCCUUCCCUGCGCCAAGAGAGGUUCGCCUUCAAGACCUCACCGAAGCCAAGUGAACCACUGAGGCCGUGCAUCCAGCUGAGCAGCAAGAAUGCAGCCAGCGGGAUGGUGGCCCCCACCGUCCAGGAGAAGAAGGUGAAAAAGCGGGUGUCCUUCGCAGACAACCAAGGGCUGGCCCUGACAAUGGUCAAAGUGUUCUCAGAAUUCGAUGACCCAUUAGAUAUUCCGCUGAACAUCACCGAGCUCCUAGACAACAUUGUGAGCUUGACGACAGCAGAGAGCGAGAGCUUUGUUUUGGAUUUCAUGCAGCCUUCCGCUGAUUACUUAGACUUUAGAAACCGGCUUCAGACCGACCACGUAUGCCUUGAAAACUGUGUCCUGAAGGACAAAGCCGUCGCAGGCACGGUGAAGGUGCAGAACCUGGCAUUUGAGAAGAUGGUGAAAAUAAGAAUGACAUUCGACACCUGGAAAAGCUUCACAGACUUUCCCUGUCGCUAUGUGAAGGACACUUACGCCGGCUCGGACAGGGACACGUUCUCCUUUGACAUUAGCUUGCCUGAGAAAAUUCAGUCGUAUGAGAGGAUGGAGUUUGCCGUGUGCUUUGAGUGCAGUGGGCAGACUUACUGGGACAGCAACAAAGGCAAAAACUAUAGGAUCAUCCGAGCCGAACUACAAUCCACUCAGGGCACCGCCGAGCCACCAAACGGGCCCGAUUUCGGAAUAUCCUUUGACCAGUUUGGGAGCCCUCGGUGUUCCUACGGUCUGUUUCCAGAGUGGCCGAGUUAUUUAGGAUACGAAAAGCUGGGGCCCUACUAUUAGUGACUGCUUGUGUUGGAGCUCGGCUGAGCAGGUGCGGAGAAGCCUCGCUGCGGUCAUGGGCGCGUGGAGACGGAGGCCAGGAGGAGCGCUCAACUGCCAUUCGGCACAGUCUUCGGAAAGAAAGGAUCCUAUUCACUUGUUUUCUUAAGCCAGCAAAGCCAACCAGGUUUUAGAUCACAGGACUGGUUUCACACUCAGAGUAGAUGUGAGGUGCUGGUCGGCUGGGCACCCAGGGCGGCCACGGGGGUCGGAGCAGGACCCAGGCCCGCGGGCAUUGCCGGGGACGCUGGAGGACGGUGGCUUCAUAACGAGGCCACCGGGACGCGCCCCGGCUGCCUGGAGGAGCGGCUCCUGCCCCCUGGGAUGUGGACAGUCACCUGGAAGUCACUCCAUCCCCAGCCACCUCCCAUGGGACCCUUGCCGUUCAUCUCUGGGCGCUCCCCACCCAGCCGUGUCCUUCCUGCCUGUCACUGCUGUUCCUUGUGUCCACGUACUCUACUUCACACUUUAGCUCUGUGGUUUUUGCUGGUUUUUUUUUUUUUUUUUUUUGCAUUUUUGUUUUCUUCACUGUUCAUCUGAUGUUCAGGAAAAGAUAAGGCAAAUUAGCCUGUGAUGGAAACAGGCGCUUCCUCUUCCUGACCCCACAUAUAUGUGUUCCAGCAGAGAAGGACAUACCAGUUAUCCAAAGUAACUUGGCUCCUAUGCGGGGUUCCAGACUGCAGGCUUCUGACAGGCAGGACCGCGAGGGGACACCGGUGGCUUUUCCUCUUGGCUUUUGGGGGAGCUUUCGAAGUACCCACUCCUAUCCUGAGUCACCAGACAGCCUAAUUACAAGAUUUGCUGGAACUUGCUCGGCUGGUUUGCAGGCAUCUCAUUCUUCCCAGAGGGAUUUUAGACUCUCCUUUCCUAGAGAGCCCUCCUCCAUGCUGUGUCCAGGACAUCUUGAUUUGCAGAUCUGAUGGAUCCUCAAAACAUCUACUUUGACUAUGAUCUGCGCUAUCCAGGACCCUUUGCAAGCACCCAGGGACUUUGAUUUGGGUGUUCUUAUUUAUGGUGUGUGAGUAUAUAUAAAAGGGAUAGAGGAGAAAACCCUCACCAAGUUCUCAUAUUUUAUUUUCAAAGUGUGGCAACUCUGAAAUAUCAGAGAAGAAUUGUUCUUACCCAUAUUGGACCAUGAAUUAAAAGUCUCUUUUAAAAAGUUCAUACUGUCGUGAGACUCCUGGGACAUUCACUGACAGAUGGAUCCCCAAACCCUGUAAUUCUUCGGGGUGAGAUUGGUUUGUACUUGGGGGUGUUUAAAAAAUAUUUUUACAUAUGUAUUGGGAGAAGGUUGGGGUUUUGUUUUUUUUUCUGUUUUGUUUUUGGAGCUUAAUUAAAUGACUGUCUCGUUUUCCAUUUGCCUGAUUUUAGUAAAGUGAGAUUUUCCUAAGCAAGGCAGGAAGAGGGAUCCACAGCUGCCUGGAUUUGGAGGCCCAGCCACUGGACUCUGCAAGCAGAGAGUCAUCUUUUGCUUGCAUAUUCCAGAUCAAUUGGAAGAGGCAUCCUGGCUUCUGUGGCUUUGUCAGUUAGUGUCAGGCAGGGAUGGAGUGUCUUGGCUCCUAGAGUUUUGUGGUUGGUUUUUUGUUCCCCUUCUUUUUUGAACUUUACAAUGUUUUGACUUUUUAAAUGUUCUUAAGUGAUGUUUGAUGUAAUUCUUGUUCCUAAAACUGGCUGUUACUCGUCUGUGAUCUAGUGCUUUAUUUUUUAUGCCUCUCCCAGAAGGGUAGGACUCGGGGAUCACAUAAUAUAAUUUAUGGGAAAAUCGCAUUUUUAUCUUACGCUGAAAUUGGGCAGAAUUGUGUUUUAUCUAGACAUAUCUAUAUCAGAUACAGAAACGGGACUUUCAGUGUCACAGUCUGGUGAUCAGAACUAUCGAUAGUGCAAAUCAAAACCGAAUGGAAGCAAACCAUUUUAUAUAGGUCGUGAAUUUAUUUUGUUUUGAGAAGUCCAGUCCCUCCUCCUCCAAGUCAAGAAAGGUACCAGGUGCCCUGUCAUUUAUGUGUUACCAGACUGCAAGUAACAAGAUCAUUCUGUAUUCAAAAGAAAAAUGCCUCAAGAGACGCCUGUUUGGUUUUCAGUAAUGGUGAUCUUAAGACAUUCCCGUGUCAAAAUUUGAAAUAUGGUAAUUCAGCAAUAAGGAGCUCUUAAAAGCAGCUAUAAGCCCUCCCCUCCCCCAUCCUUACUCCCAGCUCACCCCAGCUUUUUUGCUGGGGGCACUGGUUGCAAAUCCCCCGCCGGUGCACCUGGGAUGCUCGCCCUACCAGGCAAGUUGUCACCUGCCUCAAAGACCCUUCUCUGACUAGAGAAUGUGGUUGCGAGACUUUCCUGUCAGCCUCGUCAUUCAGGGAGGCAGGGGCCUCUGAAGAAUACUGUCUUAUUCACCAGUCUCUCUCCCUUGGGCCCAGUUCUGUCCCAGGAUAUCAACGGAUGGUCCCAGGAUCUGCAGAACCCCUCCUUAUUUCGGAGCUCACCAUCAGUAAGUAGGUCUCCACACUUCAGACAGUGACAGAUUUCUUAGUUGGAGACGUCACUGCAGCCUGACUUGGGGGUUUGCCCCUCACACAGCUGUUGGUGAUGGGGACGAAUGUCCCCCAGCCCCAGUGCCCUUUCCAAGUUGCCCCCCAAAGGACGGGCCUCCCACUACACUAGUACCCUUGUCCAGAAAUGGGGAAGCAGCUCCAUUUUGUUUCAUGUUUAUUUCCCCCAAUGCCCUGGGGAGCAUUCGCAAAUUAGGUGCAAUAAAUAAGUUGGACUAUAGAAAGAUACAUAAUAAAUAAGCUUUCAGUGUUUCUUGGAAGAUAGGAAGCAUUUGAAUGGGUUUCUUUUUAUUUUUGGAAGUAUUCUGAUGAAAGGGGAAGUGGUGAGAAAUAAUGGGAGUUCUGUAGUUCUCCAGAAAUUAAAGCAAUUUCAGAGUCAAGGUAGAAUUUAUUUUUUCUCUAAGGUUUCAUUUUAAUGGUGGAAAACAUUACUGUUUCAGUGUUUUUUAAAGAUGUAAAUUUCGAAUGGCUAAAAGAAUGUUUCGUGGUUUUGAUCUUUGCGUAUAAUUUGCUUUUUAAAAAGAAGCAUUAUUUGUAGUCACUUGGAGGUUCAAUGGGUUAUAGGUAUGUUUAGAAACCAAAAAAGAGUCGGCUCAUUUUUUAGAAGGGCCCGUUUUCCGGGUCUUCCCCCUCAGUGGACAGUGAAUGAAAACUUUGAUUGUCUUUCAUUUGUUUCCUCAUCGAAAAUUCCUCCUCUGGGUGCGGUUUGCCAGAGCAGGCCCCGUGGCCCUCUGCUCUGGGGGGGUUCCGAUCACUGAAACCGGGGAGGAAGAGUCAUAAGCCUAAUAUGAUCUUACCGGGUCUCAAAGACAUUCUGGUGGCUUCUCUGCGCUUCCCAAAGUGGACACGUGGGACUGGGAAGGGUGUCUGUGGUUUGGGGCGGCUUUUCCUCGGCAUGGUUGGAAAGCCGGGAAUGUUUUUGGCAGUUUCGGUGCUCAGUUCCUAGAGCCUGCUGGACCUGGGAGGACUCCCAAGAAGGCAGGUGUGAAGACGAUGUUUCACUUUUACUUCAGUGUGAAUGGAGAACCGAAGGCUCGUCUGCACCCAAUGCCUCAAAGUGCCUUGUCAAGAAACGUCCGCAUGUUUAAAAAAUAAAUAAAUAUUUUUGUA
Messenger RNA from Mirounga angustirostris (Northern elephant seal), 4832 nucleotides. RefSeq names its product protein phosphatase 1 regulatory subunit 3B (gene PPP1R3B). Gene Ontology annotation, cellular component: protein phosphatase type 1 complex. The transcript is spliced from 2 exons. Gene Ontology annotation, molecular function: glycogen binding; protein phosphatase 1 binding; protein phosphatase regulator activity. The coding region runs from base 127 to 1146 and encodes 339 amino acids. Lineage: Eukaryota; Metazoa; Chordata; Mammalia; Carnivora; Phocidae. The record is from RefSeq and is a predicted model, not a curated record. Gene Ontology annotation, biological process: regulation of glycogen biosynthetic process; regulation of glycogen catabolic process.